This is a messenger RNA of Micromonas commoda, 550 nucleotides long. RefSeq names its product ribosomal protein L37ae (gene RPL37AE). Gene Ontology annotation, molecular function: structural constituent of ribosome. The transcript is spliced from 2 exons. The coding region runs from base 57 to 335 and encodes 92 amino acids. The record is from RefSeq and is a predicted model, not a curated record. Gene Ontology annotation, cellular component: ribosome. Lineage: Eukaryota; Viridiplantae; Chlorophyta; Mamiellophyceae; Mamiellales; Mamiellaceae. Gene Ontology annotation, biological process: translation.
CGCUCGCGCGUUGCUAGAGGUCUCCGCGCGUUUCCUUUCGCGUCAGAUUCAACAGGAUGGCUAAGCGCACCAAGAAAGUCGGGAUCGUCGGCAAGUACGGCACCCGUUACGGUGCUUCCCUCCGCAAGGUGGUGAAGAAGCAGGAGGUGUCCCAGCACUCCAAGUUUUUCUGCGACUUUUGCGGCAAGUACGCCAUGAAGCGCCAGGCUGUCGGCAUCUGGAAGUGCGCCGGCUGCAAGAAGACCAAGGCGGGCGGGGCGUACACCCUCAACACCUCCGCCGCGGUCACCGUGCGAUCCACCAUCCGCCGUCUCCGCGAGAACACCGAGAAGUAAACGUCUCGUCUCAUCAUCGGUGGUUUCCACCCCCGCGCCAGCUGAGCAGUGCAUCUGUAACGUCCGAGGCGCCGCUUGUGUAAUGAGCGGCACCUUGGGCGUCUUUACGAUCAGCUGGCGCGGGGGUGGCGCGGGGCGGUUCGGGGGUCCGAGCCGGUCCGCGUGGGGGGUCCUAGGAUGGGUCUUAGUUGUGUAACCGAGGAAUUGGUUGCUCU